AUGCAACGGUUGGUACUACGUUUAUGGCCAGGCGAGGCUCCCGCUUCCGGCUGCAUUAGCUGCCAGGGAGAUGGCCGAGACCAAGCCACCUACUGGCUCCUCAUAUGGUUGAGGACUUGCAUCUUGGCUAAUUUUCUGGGGCGAUGCGCGAAGCUCGCGUGGACCGUGUUCGUGCUGAUGGUGCGGAGACAACUGGAGGCGAAGAGGAGGGCGCGCCCCGGCCCACCCGCACCGGUGUUGGGAGACGAUGACGAGGAGGGGGCCCCGCCAAAUGUCGCCGAACCGGCAGCACCGGUCCUGCCGCCGCCGCAGGGAACGGAGAACGUUCCUAACGCCGCGGGUGAAGCUGCGGGAACCGGCCCCGAGGUGGAACCGCCGGCCAUCGUCGCCGCAGCGGUCUCCGGUUCCGCCCUUCUUCUCAGCCUCAGGCCUCCUCCUCCAUUGCCGCGUAGGAGCAUCAGCGCCCCCGAGCGGCUUAUCUCCUGGCCCGCUGUUAUUGCCGCCGAGAAUGCCAUCCCCGGAGAUGUCAGCCCUGCGUCGGCUGCGUCGAGGGUAAGGGCCAAUAGCAUCGGGUAUCUCUAG
Ectocarpus siliculosus is the source of this 582-nucleotide messenger RNA. NCBI's taxonomy places the organism in Eukaryota, Phaeophyceae, Ectocarpales, Ectocarpaceae. The record is from the annotation of a GenBank genome assembly.